AUGGCUGAGUCUGUCGGAAGUUCCUCACCGAAGGAGCUGCGUAUCCUGUGCUUUGACCUUGGCUCCUUUAACCGACCAACGCAGUUCCUGUUGAGUUGUGUCGGUGUCUUCGUCCUGUAUAUUCUCUACGGCUACCUGCAGGAGCUGAUCUUCACUGUGGAGGGAUUCAAACCGUACGGCUGGUUCCUCACUCUCAUCCAGUUCGGAUACUACAUUUGCUUCGGCCUGGUGGAGCGACACUUGGAGGGUCGCCGGAAGAGCGGAGGAUCUUUAUGGAGGAGCAAACCUGUAGCCCGUUGCAUACCCAUUAGCACAUACCUGGUGCUGGCUGCUCUCACCUUGGGCACCAUGGGUCUGUCCAACUCCAGUUUGGGCUACUUGAACUACCCCACGCAAGUGAUCUUCAAGUGCUGCAAGCUCAUCCCUGUGCUGGUGGGCAGCAUCCUCAUCCAGAAGAAGCGCUACGGAGUCCUGGACUUUGCGGCAGCCACCUGUAUGUGCAUCGGACUAGCAUGGUUCACGCUCGCGGACUCCCAGAUGACACCGAACUUCAAUUUGCUGGGCGUGGCCAUGAUCUCGGGUGCCUUGCUCUGCGAUGCCGCCAUCGGAAAUGUCCAGGAGAAGGCCAUGCGGGAGCACAAGGCGCCCAGCAGCGAGGUGGUCUUCUAUUCGUACGGCUUGGGUUUCGUCUACCUCUUCGUUAUAAUGUUGGUAACCGGUCACUUCUUCAGAGGACUCGCCUUCUGCCUGGAGCAUCCGCUGCAGACCUUUGGCUAUGGCUUCCUGUUCAGCCUCUCUGGGUAUUUGGGCAUUCAGUUCGUCCUUGCUCUGGUUCGGAGCAGUGGGGCUCCCAUAGCGGCCACAGUGACCACCGCUCGCAAGGCGGUGACCAUUGCCUUCUCCUUCAUCCUCUUCAGCAAGCCCUUCACCAUGCAGUACCUUUGGUCUGGUCUCAUCGUCGUCCUGGGCAUCUAUCUAAAUGUCUACAGCAAGCGGAAUAAACUAACGUUCGCCGAUAUCUGGCAGAGAUUUAUGUGGUUCACCAGCUCGAAGAAUGCAUUGUCGCCGGAACGCAAGUUCCUCAUUGAAGUUUAG
Molecule: messenger RNA, 1095 nt
Organism: Drosophila serrata
Lineage: Eukaryota; Metazoa; Arthropoda; Insecta; Diptera; Drosophilidae
Product: adenosine 3'-phospho 5'-phosphosulfate transporter 2 pseudogene
Source: RefSeq, a predicted model, not a curated record